CGCGGCCACCUCAGCACCAAGGGGUCCGAGGGCCUGAAGAAACAGAUGUGUGUGGGCCUGCAGACAGCAGCUGCGGAUUCUCCUAGGCACAGUCACAGUCUUCUUGGACCUCGUGCAGGUCUUCUCUUCAGGCAAAGGCUGCUGUUCCUUUCACCCUGUUUCUCACCAACUGCCCUGACUGAGCCGAAUAAAAAUCUAGUCUGAGACUUUAAAUGAUCCGAGUUCCCAGCAAGGGGAAAACCAAGCUUUAGGUUCCCAGAUUAAUUACAUCAUCUAAAUUUCCACUGCAUCUGAGGCCGUAGCUCUCAGGAACAAGACAACUCGUGUCAGAUAGAGAGGCCUCAAGGCUGAGGAUUCUGUGUACAGACCUCUGAUCAGAGACCUCUCUCCAGGCUGUCGGCACAGAGCACAGAUCUUCCAGGAGCAGCAGAAAAUGACUGAGACACAGAUAUCAUUUGAUGAUGUGGCUGUAGAUUUCACUUUGGAAGAGUGGCUCCUACUUAAUCCUACUCAAAAGAAUUUGUACAGAGAUGUAAUGUUGGAGAACUAUAGCAAUCUAGUGUUCUUGGGUUACCAAAUGAUCACAGCAGAUGUAAUAUUCAAGCUGAAACAUGAUGAGCCAUGGAUAAUAGAUGAAGAAAUCCUAAGUCAAAACUUUUCAGAAGAAGUCUGGCUAGAUAAUGAUUCCAAAAUAUGGCAUCAAGAUAAUCAAGACAAGCUUAAAAGUAUGGAGAGAGGCCAUCAAUAUGAUGUCUUGGGGAAAAUAUUUAAUUCAAGCAUAAACUUUGUUCAUUUAGGAAUGAGACUCCAGAAAUGUGGCACAGGUGAGAAAAGUUUGAAACAUCCUUUUGAUUUUCUUGUGCAAAAAAAUACCUGUGGAAGAAACAAACUUUAUGAGUUCAGUAAGAAAUUAUUACUCUGUAUCAAAACUGAUGGACCCCACAGUGGAACAAAAUACUGUGUUUGCAGUAAAUGUAGAAAAUCCAGCAGGAGGGAGUCAUGGCUCAAUACAAACCAUGGAACACAAUCAGGAGUGUAUUUAUGCAUGGAAUGUGGCAAGGUUUUUAAGAAGAAAUCACAGCUUUUUAUACAUCAGAGAACUCACACAGGAGAGAAACCCUAUCAAUGUAGUGAAUGUGGAAAAGCCUUCUCACAGAGGUCACUGCUCACUCUUCAUCACAGGACACAUUCAGGAGAAAAGCCAUACGGUUGUGGUGAGUGUCCAAAGGCUUUCAGUAGACAGUCAUUGCUCGUUUUACAUCAGAGAACUCAUACCGGAGAGAAACCCUAUGGUUGCAGUGAGUGUGGGAAAGCCUUCAGCAGGAAAUCACAGCUUAAAAGGCAUCAGAUAACCCACACAAUAGUCAAACCCUAUGGUUGCAGUGAGUGUGGGAAAGCUUUCUCCCAGAAACUAAAGCUCAUUGCACACCAAAGAAUGCAUACAGGAGAGAAACCUUAUAAAUGUCCUGAUUGUGGAAAAGCCUUCUUUUGGAAGUCACAGCUCAUUACUCAUCAGAGGAUUCAUACAGGGAAGAAGCCUUAUGUAUGCAGUGAGUGUCAGAAAGCCUUCAGCAGGAACUCCCUCCUCAUUAGGCAUCAGAGGAUUCAUACAGGAGAGAAACCCUAUGAGUGCAAUGCAUGUGGUGAAGCCUUCGGCAGAAAACCACAGCUUAUCAAACAUCAGGGAAUUCACACAGGAGAGAAGAACUAUCGGUGCAAUGAUUGUGAGGAAGCCUUCUUUAGAAAGUCAGAGCUAAUAAGGCAUCAAAAAGCUCAUUUAGGAGACAAACCUUAUGGAUGUGUUCAAUGUGGAAAAACCUUCUUUGGGAAGUCACAGCUCCUGACACAUCAUAGAACUCACACUGGGGAGAAACCUUAUGCAUGUAGUGAGUGUGGGAAAGCCUUCACCCAGAAGUCAAGUUUGAUAUCACACCUGAGAACACAUACAGGUGAGAAGCCCUAUGAAUGCAGUGAGUGUAGGAAGACAUUCAGUGAGAAGUCAAGUCUCAUUCAUCAUCAGAGAACCCAUACUGGAGAAAAGCCCUUUGAAUGUAGUGACUGUAGGAAAGCUUUUGCCUGGAAGCCACAGCUCCUUAGGCAUCAGAGAAUUCAUACAGGGGAGAAGCCCUAUGAGUGCAGUGACUGUGGGAAAGCAUUUGUUCAGAAAGUACAACUCGUCAAACAUCAGAGAAAUCAUACAGGGGAGAAAACCUAUGGAUGUAGUGACUGUGAAAAAGCUUUUUUUGAGAAGGCACAGCUCAUUAUACAUCAGAGAAUUCAUACAGGAGAGAGACCCUACAAAUGUGGUGAGUGUGGGAAAUCUUUUACUAGGAAGUCACACCUUAUGAGGCAUCAGAGAAUUCACACAGGAGAUAAAUACUAUGGAUGCAAUGAAUGUGGGACCGCCUUCAACAGGAAAUCACAGCUCAUGAUACAUCAGAGAAAUCAUACAAAAGCCAUAUGAAUCCUGUAAAUAUGGAAAGCUUGCUAUCAGAUGGCUCACGUAUUAAUGCUUCUGGGAAUAGACAGGCGCCAAUCUAUUGAGACAGUGACUGUUGGAGAGCCAGUGCUGUGGCCCAGCGUGUGUAGCUGAUGCCUGCAGUGCCAGCAUCCCAUAUGGGAACUGGUCCAAUCCAGCUCCCUGCUAGUAUGCCUGCGAGAGCAGUGGAAGAUGGCCCAAGUACUUGGGCCUCUGCACCCAUGUGGUUGACCUGGAGGAAGCUCCUGGAUUCUGGCUUCAGAUCAGCUCAGCCCCAGCCAUUGCAGCUAUUUGGAGAGAACCAGCAGAUGGAAGAUAUCUCUCUCUCUCUCUCUCUCUCUCUCUCAAAACCAAAACAAAAACAAAAAUAAAGCAUAAACAGGAGAGCUUUAACUGGGGAGUGAAGAGUCACUGAACAGAAUUCAGAAAGAAGAGAAUUUUACUAAGUAGGCGAUGUAGAAAAGCCUUUCUCCUAGAAGACACAACUCAUUACACAUCAGAUGAGUCAUCCAGGUGAACAUCUUACUGUUUUAACACAGAAGCUCUCAGUUAAAAAGUAUAGCUAAUUAACAUUUAGAGACCUAAACAGGAGUGGAAUUCUAUUGUAACAACGAGUCAAAAAUUUUAUCAAGAAAGGACAAAGUACAAUAAACCAUACAAUAGAAAAUGCUUACAGAAAGGGAAUGCUAUAUAUUAUAUUUUAGAAAUUUCACACUGAUUAAUAGUCCUAAUAAUUUGAAGAAUUUGACAAGUGUGACUGUUGCAUAAGAGGUGUUCAUUACAUGUAAAUUAUUAUAAAAACUAGUAAAUGUUAUCUGACUUUUUUUUACGUUUUCAAAAAGAUUUAUUUGUUCAGAAGACAGAGUUACAGAGAGGGAGAGAUCUUCCGUCCACUGGUUCCUUCCCAAAUGGCUGCAAAGGCCAAGCAUAGGCCAGGCUGAAACCAAGGAGCUUCAUCUAGGCCUCCCACAUGGGUGGCAGGGGCCCAAGCACUUCUGUUGCCUUUCCAGGCACAUUUGCAGAGAGCUGGGUUGGAGAUGGAACAGCUGGACGUGAACUGGCACUUAUAAGAUACCAGCAUGGUAGGCAGCAGCUUAACCUGCGCCAUAGUACUUGCCCCCAAAGUAGUCAAUUUUAAAUAGUAUGUUUACUUAAGUGUGAAGAUUUAUGCCUUCCUCAUUGGUAGAAGAUUAGGAUUAGAUUAGGAGACUACCUUGAACAGUUUGAAAGUAAUCAGUAUAUAUAAAAUAGUGUUUAUAAACACAUAACAAGUGUGGGUUUGUGGUUUGGCAGAAGGCAGACUGUGACAGUGAAGUGAGCCCUAUGACUGCCUAGCCUAAGCCUAGUGUCAGUUUCCAAAAGCCAGUCCAGGGAUGCGAAUAGAUGUUGAAUUGAAGAGAGGGAAUUGGCAUUUGGGGAAUUGGCAUGGUAGCUGGAGUUGGCAGUGGAAUGUACUGGAGAGGAGGACCUUUGCAGAGAUAGGACUCUGAACCUCUGCGAGAAGCCUCUGGAGUCCUUGGUCUUAGUAGUGAUUUGUGUUUGUGUGAAAGAAAACUACCAGGAAAAGAAGCACUGCAAAGCAGCACCCUACACAAUUUCUGGAGCUUGCAAAGGACUAGGUGUAGCUCAUGUUGCUACCAGCCAGAGUGGAGAUAGCUUAUCACACAUGGAGUACCCUGUAGAAUGCUCAGAAGGAUUUUGUUUAGUAGUGAGGCUGAUUUUCCAAGAUUAAAUGCUACUGUGGGGCCGGCGCCAUGGCUUAACAGGCUAAUCCUCCACCUUGCGGCGCCGGCACACUGGGUUCUAGUCCCUUUUGGGGCGCCGGAAUCUAUCCCGGUUGCCCCUCUUCCAGGCCAGCUCUCUGCUAUGGCCUGGGAAGGCAGUGAAGGAUGGCCCAAGUCCUUGGGCCCUGCACCCGCAUGGGAGACCAGGAGAAGCACCUGGCUCCUGGCUUCGGAUCAGUGCGAUGCGCCGGCUGCAGCGGCCAUUGGAGGGUGAACCAGCGGCAAAAAGGAAGACCUUUCUCUCUGUCUCUCUCUCUCUCACUAUCCACUCUGCCUGUCAAAAAAAAAAGCUGCUGUGGAAUCCCAAUUCCUGGCAUAUAAAACACUUACCUAGAGGCCGGCGCCGCGGCUCAACAGGCUAAUCCUCCGCCUUGUGGCGCCAGCACAUCGGGUUCUAGUCCCGGUCGGGGCACCGAUCCUGUCCCGGUUGCCCCUCUUCCAGGCCAGCUCUAUGCUAUGGCCCAGGAGUGCAGUGGAGGAUGGCCCAAGUCCUUGGGCCCUGCACCCCAUGGGAGACCAGGAGAAGCACCUGGCUCCUGCCAUCGGAUCAGCACGGUGCGCCGACCGCAGCGUGUCUACCGCGGCAGCCAUUGGAGGGUGAACCAACGGCAAAAAGGAAGACCUUUCUCUCUAUCUCUCUCUCUCACUGUCCACUCUGCCUGUAAAAAACAAACAAACAACAACAACAACAAAAAAAAAAACCACUUACCUAGAAUGCAAAGAAGCAAGAAAUAUGAGCUGUAACUAGGAGACAAAUAAAUCAAUUGAGACAGACCCAGAAAAGAUCGAAGUGAUGGAAUUAGUAGAGUACAUUUGAAUAGCUUUGUAAAUAUAAUACAGAGGAAAAUACAAAGGUAUUAGUCAGCUUUUCAUCACUACAGCUAAAUACUUAAGAUAAGUUACUUAUAAAGGGAGGAGUUUUUUUUGGCUCAUGACUUUGGAAGUUCACAUUCCCAAGCUUGGGCAUGCCCCAUUGGUUCACUGAUGAUUCUGGAGGGUGGCAAUGGAGGAGUGUAUUUGGAGGAAGAAUCACAUGGCAAACCAGGAGGCAGAGGAAAUGGCUAGGCCCAUCUUGACUUUCAUAAUCUUUCUCCUGAGAACUACCUUCUGAGGGUACCCCCUAGUGACCUAAGGAACAUUCACUAGGUCACAUCCUAAACUUCAUAACUGGAUCACUCCUGUACCCUCACUGACCAGCAACCCAUGACUUCAGGGUAUAAAUGUAUGAAUUUUGGAGCCAAAUCCUGUUCAAACCACAGCAGCAAAUUUCAUGAAAUCCAGUGUAAGAUGUAUGUUUAAGGCCCAAAUAGAACUAAUAGGGGUGAAAACAAUAUCUGAAAUAAAUGUUUAAAUGCUGAGUAGCAGUCAGAGCAGAUUAGACAUAGAAGAUGAAAAAAAAAAGCAAUGAACUUAAUGAGUAAGUAUAAAAUUAGUUAGAUGGUAUACAAACAGAAAAAAUACUUUAGAAGAAAUAAUAGGAAAACAGACCAUGGAAUAAUAUAUGUGUGACUAUAUUCCCAGGAGGGGAGGAAAAAUAACAUGCACAAAAAUUGUAUGAAUAGGUAAUGGCUGAAAAUUUUAAAAUAUGAUGAAAGUGAUAAUCCUGCAUAUACAGGAAGCUCCAUGAACACAAAGCAGCAGUAACAAAGGAAACCCCUGUGAUGCACAUCAAAGUCACAUUGAUGAAAAACAGUGACAAAACAAUUUUACAGCAAGUAGAAAAAACAGAGUAUACUCACAUGAACAGAGUGGCAUCAUACUUCUGGUAAGAAGUGUGCUACAAGAAAGUAGAGUAGCAUAUCUAAGUUACUGAAAGAAACAACAAACACUGUAACCAAUUCUGUUUCCAUCAAAAACAUCAUUCAGAAAUGAAGGCAAAAAUCAAGACUUUCAGUCAAACGAAAAAUCAGGAGGAAUUUAUCACCUAUAGACGUGCCUAUGAGGACAAACAAAGUCUUGGGGCAGAGAAAAAUAGUAUAAUGAGGAAAUGUGGAUCCACAGAAAGCCAUGAGGAAUUCUGGAAAUGGUGAAUAUGUGGAUAAAUAGAAAAGUUUUUUUCUGUCGUUUUAAAACAAGAUCUAAGUGCAUAAAACUAGAGUGAUGACAGUGUAUUCUGGGUUUAUUAUAGAUGUAAGUAAAUUGUUUGAUAAUAGGACUUAAGUGUGGGUCUUUAAAAGUAGUUGAAUAAAGGGCUUCAUCCGAGUCCAGCGUGUGUCCUCAGGACUCAGGGUGACUGUGUCUGUGGCAGCUCUACAACAAGAAUUGCACCUGUUAUGGGUCUGUGUGUGUGCUGACUACUCUCUGCUUCUGCAGAUCUAUUCUCCCUUCUCUGCUGUGCACCUCCAGCAUUGUCUUCUAGUGACCGCUUCACUGAGGCUUAUUCUUAGGAUGGAACAAUGUGAGUUAUCAGUAAAGGAGCAGGGGGGAGAGGCUGGAGUGCUUAUUGCCUCUCUCUCCCAGCCUACAGGACCAAAAUCUGGGCAGUGUCUUUGCCCCAGUGUUGCUACAGCUGCCUUUGAGGAGCUCUGUCUCUCCAGCAUUCAGACUUAAGGGUGACAACUUUUUUUGGGUGUUUCCCUAUCAAUGGUUGAGUUUCUUUAAUUCUGAACAAUUCUAUGUAAACAGUUUCUCUAUUAAAUGUUGUUAAUGUUUUGAAUACUAUUUUUUUCUUUGCCAUUUGUUGAAUGAACAUUUAAUAAAACUGAUAUCUGUUAUUGGUAAAUGUGCCUCACAAGCCAUAGGCUGACUGCUACCAAGA
Molecule: messenger RNA, 7021 nt
Organism: Lepus europaeus (European hare)
Lineage: Eukaryota; Metazoa; Chordata; Mammalia; Lagomorpha; Leporidae
Gene: ZNF605
Product: zinc finger protein 605
Exons: 5
Coding region: 434-2464 (676 amino acids)
Biological process (GO): regulation of cytokine production; regulation of immune system process; negative regulation of transcription by RNA polymerase II
Molecular function (GO): DNA-binding transcription repressor activity, RNA polymerase II-specific
Source: RefSeq, a predicted model, not a curated record